This is a messenger RNA of Papilio machaon (common yellow swallowtail), 929 nucleotides long. RefSeq names its product glutathione S-transferase 1 (gene GSTe6). The record is from RefSeq and is a predicted model, not a curated record. Gene Ontology annotation, biological process: glutathione metabolic process. Gene Ontology annotation, molecular function: glutathione transferase activity. NCBI's taxonomy places the organism in Eukaryota, Metazoa, Arthropoda, Insecta, Lepidoptera, Papilionidae. The transcript is spliced from 5 exons. The coding region runs from base 5 to 685 and encodes 226 amino acids.
UAUAAUGUCUCCGUUGCUGUACAAAACUGACGGAAGCCCGCCGGCUCGAACAGUAAUGAUGGUAGCAGAUAUUCUUGGAGUACAUUUGGAUAAGAAAGAAAUAAAUCCAGUACUAAGAGAACAAGAUACGCCGGAACUCACUAAGAAAAAUCCAAUGAGGACUAUCCCUUUAUUAGAAGAAGACAACUUCUGUUUAGCUGAUAGUCACGCCAUAAUCCUCUAUCUUUUCGAAAAGUAUGGCAAAACUAAACACCAACACCUGUACCCAUCAGACAUGAGAAAGCGAGCUACAAUCAACCAAAGGUUAUUUUUCGAUUGCGGCGUUUUAUUUCCAAGACUCAGAUCCAUUAUGGCUCCAACUUACGGUGGUAAACUGACUGGAUUAUCAAAAUCCAUGAUAGGGAACGUCGAAGACGCGUACAGAAUGCUUGAAACAUAUUUAUCUGAGACAUUAUAUUUGGCUGAAGACGUCAUAACCCUUGCAGAUAUUAGCAUCAUGACCACCAUGUCAACACUAAAUGGAUUGAUUCCUAUCAACGAAAAAACGUAUCCUAAGUUGAAACAAUGGUUUAACAAUAUGUCACAGCAAGAAUACUGUAAAAGGAUAAACGAACCCGGCAGCAAAGAGCAUGUCUACGGCCUAAAGACAAUCAUGGAAAAUAACAAACAAAAAUCCAAACUUUAGCUCCGACACAACAGAAAAUCAUCACAUUUAUUAACAUAAUUUGUGUAUUCGAAGCUGUAAUAUAUUUUAAAACAAUAUCAAAUUAAUUGUACACUAACUUGCUUAUCAAGUUGAGACCGUUUUUUAAUUUACACUAUUGUAUUGAAGAACAUCAAAUUAAAUAUACACAUAUCGGUAGCAAGGAUCAAGAAUGUUUAAGCACAGAGAUAUUAAGCAAAUGUUACUUGCCACAUGUUAAAGCAUA